CCCCGGGCGGCAUCCUGUGAGUCCGGGCGAUUUGGAUCCACCUGGCCUCUGCCCCGAGGGGCCCAGGCUUAGUGAGGGAGUCUUACAGGCAUGGAUUUAGAUGCUGUUACAAAGCAGUCAGCAUUACACGCCAAGCCUGAUGGACUCACUCUUCAAUAUGGGACUGCUGGAUUUCGAACGAAAGCAGAACAUCUUGAUCAUGUCAUGUUUCGAAUGGGAUUAUUAGCUGUCCUGAGGUCAAAACAGACCAAAUCUACUAUAGGAGUCAUGGUAACAGCAUCACACAAUCCUGAGGAAGACAAUGGUGUGAAAUUGGUUGAUCCUUUGGGUGAAAUGUUGGCCCCAUCCUGGGAGGAGCAUGCUACCUGUUUGGCAAACGCUGAGGAACAAGAGUUGCCGAGAGUGUUGCUGGACAUCAGCGAGAAAGCAGCUGUGAAUCUGCACCAAGACGCCUUCGUGGUGGUCGGUAGAGAUACCAGGCCCAGCAGUGAGAAACUUUCACAGUCUGUAAUAGACGGUGUGACUGUUUUAGGAGGUCAGUUCCAUGAUUAUGGCUUGUUGACGACGCCCCAACUGCACUACAUGGUGUACUGUCGAAACACCAGUGGCCGGUAUGGAAAGGCAACCAUCGAAGGUUACUACCAGAAACUCUCUACAGCCUUUGUGGAACUUACCAAACAGGCCUUCUGCAGUGGAGACGACCAAAGAACACUUAAGGUGGACUGUGCGAACGGCAUAGGGGCCCUGAAGCUGAGAGAAAUGAAACACUACUUCUCCCAGGGGCUGUCAGUCCAGCUGUUUAACGAUGGGACCGAAGGGAAGCUCAAUCAUUUGUGUGGGGCCGACUUUGUGAAGAGUCAUCAGAAGCCUCCACAGGGAAUUGAAAUGAAGUCCAAUGAAAGAUGCUGUUCCUUUGACGGAGAUGCAGACAGAAUAAUUUACUACUACCAUGAUGCAGAUGGUCAGUUCCAUCUUGUGGACGGAGACAAGAUAGCAGCACUCAUUAGCGGUUUCCUUAAGGAACCCCUGUUGGAGAUUGGAGACAGUUUGAGUCUUGGUGUCGUACAAACUGCAUAUGCCAAUGGAAGUUCAACACGGUACCUGGAAGAAGUUAUGAAGGUACCUGUCUGUUGUACUAAAACUGGUGUAAAGCAUCUGCAUCACAAGGCUCAGGAGUUUGACAUUGGGGUGUAUUUUGAAGCGAACGGGCAUGGCACAGUACUGUUUAGUAAAGCUGCUGAAAUGAAGAUAAAACAACUAGCAGAAGAAUUAGAAGAAGAUAAGAAAAGGAAAGCUGCUAAGAUGCUUGAAAAUGUGAUUGACUUGUUUAACCAGGCAACUGGUGAUGCUAUUUCUGACAUGCUGGUGAUUGAGGCAAUCUUGGCUCUGAAGGGCUUGACCGUACAGCAGUGGGACGCCCUCUAUACAGAUCUUCCAAACAGACAGCUCAAAGUUAAGGUUGCAGACAGGCAAGUUAUUAGCACCACAGAUGCCGAAAGACAAGCAGUUAAACCUCCAGGACUCCAGGAGGCCAUCAAUGAGCUGGUGAAGAAGUACAGGCUUUCUCGAGCUUUUGUCCGGCCCUCCGGUACAGAAGACAUAGUCCGAGUCUAUGCAGAAGCGGACUCGCAGGAAAAUGCGGACAGCCUUGCAUAUGAAGUGAGCUUGGCAGUAUUUCAGCUGGCUGGAGGGAUUGGAGAAAGACCUCAACCAGCAGAGUCUCCAGAACAGUUCUUAGAUGACUCACCUCUCUUCAGUUAACAUCACCGGGAAUUCAGAGUUGUGACUGUGGAGGCUGUACACACCUCUACUCCGUACCGAGGUUGAGAUGCUCGUGCUACACUUACAAGGAUGAUGUGUGGCCCAGGCUUCAAUUAUUCUUUACUCCUCUUAGUGAAGGUAUGUGGGAGAAACGAGUUGUAAUACAUUACCAAGCCUCUGACAGAGAAGUGACAGCUUUCUGAUACUAGAAUGUGCGUUAAUAAGGGACAGGAAAGAAAUCCCCAACCAACCAAUCUAAAUUAAAGCUUGAAACCAAUAGAAAAAAAUGUGCAGUGUGUAUUUGGCAGGUUUAAGAUAACUCAGGACAGUAAAACAAUGGACCAUAAUGGACUAUUUAUGUAUAUAUAGAUCUCUCUUAGGCACCAUAAUCAAUAUGCGCCCAUAAUAUUUAAGCUUGAUUCAGGCCACAGUCAGACAUUCGUUCUUAUUUACAAAUAU
Molecule: messenger RNA, 2220 nt
Organism: Physeter macrocephalus (sperm whale)
Lineage: Eukaryota; Metazoa; Chordata; Mammalia; Artiodactyla; Physeteridae
Gene: PGM3
Product: phosphoglucomutase 3
Exons: 14
Coding region: 91-1761 (556 amino acids)
Biological process (GO): carbohydrate metabolic process; UDP-N-acetylglucosamine biosynthetic process; hemopoiesis
Molecular function (GO): magnesium ion binding; phosphoacetylglucosamine mutase activity
Source: RefSeq, a predicted model, not a curated record